UAUCCACUACUUUGUUUACAUUCCUGAACAAAAUGGCGGACGAAGCGCUUUCGAGAGCAGGAUUACACUUUGAUGAGUUGAAUAAGAUAAGAGUUCUUGAACCAGAAGUACAGUCGCAGACAACUGAGCUUAAAGAAGAAUGUAAAGACUUUGUUGACAAAAUUGGAGACUUUCAGAAAAUUGUGGGAACAUUUAUUGAAGUUGUAGACAAUGUUUCAAAAGAAGUUGAAAAAGAAAAAAUGAAGGCGAUUGGCUCAAGGAAUUUACUGAAAUCUAUUGCUAAACAAAGAGAGGCACAACAACAACAACUUCAGGCAUUGAUAGCUGAGAGAAAAAUGCAGCUAGAAAGAUUAAGAAUUCAAUAUGAAAAUUUACAGAAAGAAGAAAGUGAACAGAAUGAAUUUAUAGAACAGUUUAUUCUGCAGAAAUAGUUGUGAACUGUUUUCUAUGUUGUCAUAUAAUUUAUUGUGUUUCACAUCUAUUCCGUCCAUCAUUUCAUAGAGGGUUGAUUUUAUUGUUGAUAUACCAGUAUAUAAUUGAACUGUUUCAUAGAAGAAAAUGUGAUAAAUAUGGGUCAAUGUCAUUAUGUGACAGAAAUUUAUUUCAUUCUCUUGGCAGUACAUAGAUAUACAUGUCUUGUCGUUGAGGCAAUAAUAUACUUUAAAGGGAGACACAGGCAAAAUUUUUAUUUCUUAGUUUUGAAUUUUUCAUUCAAUAUUCUGUAAAUGUCCUCAAAAUGAAUACACUAUACAGUCACAGGAACAAAAAUGUUCUGCUUAUAAAGAAUAAAAUGGUGGUUUCCUAACUUGACCCACAUGGGUCAGGUUAGAGCAUUAAAUUUUCAAAAAAGUUGCCACAGUAACUCUCGAAACGUUUAAGAAACAUGUCAAAUGAAUGAUUUAGGUUUGUUCCUAUCAUACAAUAUCCACAAUAUCUGUUAUUGUAACUUCCAGGGUUUGUUCAAGUCACAUCAUACUUGGUGAUAAUGUUGGCAUCUUAAUUUCGUUCAACAUAUAUAAAUAUAUUAAUACGCUUGAAACCCAAAAUAUAUAGAUUUUUUGGGACCUUAACAAAUGUCAUUUUAGCGUGAUUUGAGUACAUAAGAUAAUUUUGAUAUUUUUGUCAUUUAUUUGCCUGUGUAUCGCUUUAAAGGCAUUAAUGUAUAAUUUAUCUUUGAUAUUUUAUAGAUCUGAAAUGUUAAAUUUUCUUUAAAAAUCAUAUGAAAUUUCAGAUGACUAAAGAACCAUGCUAUAAAUUAUUAAGAAUGCAUUUCAUAAACAUUUCAAAACACUUAAAUAGUGGGUGCACUGGCAUUGGUUUCAAGCCAUACUUUGGAUAAAGUAUUUCAAAGAAUAUCUGAAUAAGCUAUCCACUACCUUACAGGAUUAAUAUCUGCUUAUUUCAGAAAAAAUAUACUGAAGGACAGUUCCUCUUUAUUAAGGUCUUCAUCUUUUGUAGUUUAACUCAAGAGGACUGAAAUAAUGUAUUGAUUGCCAUCAAUAGCGAAUGAAUAGAAGUAUUUCAAGAUGACAUAAUAACUAUCCUAUGUAUUCUUUUCCUAAUUUAAGUGAUAGUAAAAAAUUGCAAUUAUGUUGAGGGGAAAUAAUAGCAUUUUCUGACAAUAAAAAUAUAUAUUUAUACACUUGCGAAA
Ruditapes philippinarum (Manila clam) is the source of this 1651-nucleotide messenger RNA. Its product is annotated as intraflagellar transport protein 20 homolog. The record is from RefSeq and is a predicted model, not a curated record. Gene Ontology annotation, cellular component: cilium; intraciliary transport particle B; centrosome. Gene Ontology annotation, biological process: centrosome localization; intraciliary transport; protein localization to cilium. The coding region runs from base 33 to 431 and encodes 132 amino acids. Lineage: Eukaryota; Metazoa; Mollusca; Bivalvia; Venerida; Veneridae. The transcript is spliced from 4 exons.